AGGACAGAGACGGCGGGGUGCUCUUUCACGUGAACAAGAGCGGCUUCCCCAUCGACAGCCACACCUGGGAGCGCAUGUGGAUGCACGUGGCCAAGGUGCACCCCAAGGGGGGAGAAAUGGUGGGCGCCAUCAGGAAUGCCACCUUCUUGGCAAAGCCUUCAGUACCCCAGGUUCCAAACUACAGGCUGUCGAUGACGAUCCCUGACUGGCUCCAGGCAAUUCAGAACUACAUGAAGACACUACAAUACAAUCACACAGGGACCCAGUUCUUUGAAAUUAGAAAAAUGAGACCACUGAGUGGGUUAAUGGAAACAGCGAAAGAAAUGACUCGCGAGUCCUUGCCUAUUAAAUGCCUUGAAGCUGUCAUCCUGGGCAUAUACCUAACCAAUGGACAGCCUUCCAUUGAGCGGUUCCCCAUCAGCUUUAAAACCUACUUCUCAGGAAAUUACUUUCACCACGUCGUGCUGGGGAUUUAUUGCAAUGGCCGCUAUGGCUCGCUGGGCAUGAGCCGAAGGGCUGAGCUCAUGGAUAAGCCGCUGACCUUUCGGACUCUGAGCGACCUUAUCUUUGACUUUGAAGACUCCUACAAGAAGUACCUGCACACAGUCAAGAAGGUCAAGAUUGGGCUUUACGUCCCCCAUGAGCCUCACAGCUUCCAGCCCAUUGAGUGGAAGCAGCUGGUCCUCAAUGUCUCAAAGAUGUUGAGGGCUGACAUAAGGAAGGAGCUGGAGAAAUACGCCAGGGACAUGAGAAUGAAGAUCCUGAAACCUGCAAGUGCCCACUCGCCAACCCAAGUGAGAAGUCGGGGGAAAUCCUUGUCCCCCCGAAGGAGACAGGCAAGCCCCCCGAGACGGCUCGGCAGGCGAGACAAGUCGCCCGCUCUGCCCGAGAAGGCAGCGGAUCUCAGCGCUCUGAACGAAGUGGGCUACCAGAUCCGGAUUUAGACAAGCCAUGCCCGCCAGCCCGAGGGCUUCUGUGGUGCUUCUCUCUGCACUUUACCCAGCGUCUUCAGGAGGAACUGCAACUAUUUAUUUAAGAACCUGUGGAUUUUAUUUUUCAGGAUUCGCUUAGACUGAGUGUGUGGUACAACGUAAAAUAAUUCACGAAGGGGCCACCAUGAAGGCUAAAGUAACCCCACUGGGGUUGGACUGCCUCCCUCACUCCAGAUGGAAAGGAUACCAUGACUGUAGUUCUAUAUUUUUCCAUUUACCUACGUUCUUUUACUUGCUUUCAGCAUUACCCCUCACCAAGUAAAUGUUCAUGAACUCCUCCCUCCCACUUUUGAUAUAGGAAGGUAACUCAAUCAGUAUUAAUGUUUUUUGUAGCAAUAACAGAGGCAAAGAUUGGUGGGUUUUUUUUAAGCUGUCAAUAUUACCUCAGCAUUGACAUCAGAUAUGCAAACUUAAUGGUGUUUUGUUUUUUUAUAUUCUAUUUGUAUUGUUUCCCCAACAUUUCCCAUGGGGACCGCCACAAAGUUUGGAAUUCUUUCCUGGUGCAUACAUGUGAUGAGAUUUAAGGUAUUAUAUGCAGGUGUUUUGCUAAAAAGCACUGAAAUUCUUCUGGCAAUACGGGAAACCAUUUUUAGGGUGUUGGAGUUACUUCUUAAUCUUUCUUAAAGCAUUCACUGACAGUAGCUUUUGUUCUUUCAAAACAAAACAAAAACAGCGCGUUCAGAAGCUAGUCUGUGUUCUGUCACUAACAUUUAAACUUUGCAGACUCUACAAAAAGCAGAAGCGGUCGUGCAAUAUUAGGGAAUUUUAGCCGCAUGGUGAUUACUUACCUCUGAUAAUAACAAAACACAGAAAGGCAAAGAGGCCAGCAGUGAAACAGUAGGUCUUGAGAAACAGAUCAUCUUUCUGUUCACAUUUCAUCUGAUUUUUAAACUCUGAGCGGGGCCUUGAUUCUGAAGGACUCACUGUUGUUAGAGAUGUUUACUGAUGUCUUAUAUUAAGACCAAAUGGGGUGCAAUAUGAUUAUUUCCCAGUACCUUGCUUUUCAGUAUGAUUUUGACAUUUAGGAACUGGUAUUGGAAAAAUGCAAUGAAUUAGAGAAGCACGGAACCUUUUUUAAAUGGAAAAGUCUUCAGGUCCAAUGAUAUACUUUAUAGCGUGACUUGGUCCAUGAAGCACACAGUAUGACUAGCUGGCCUGCACAUGGUAGGUAGCCAGUGUGACUUCUGGCUGCAGACCACACAGAGUAACUCCAACAGCAGCCCAAGGCAAUAUCAAGAGUAUAGCAGCUAUUUCAUUUGUUUUAUCUUAGUAACCCCGCCAACUCAUGAGACCAAAAGGCACAGUUAAGUGAAGUCCACUAGUCAAGAAAAGUGUUACUCUAGUCUUAGUGCUUCCCCUCUGCUGUUCUCUGACUGGAGGUGAUUUUAGGAAGGGAUUAAAAAAAAAAAAAAGAAUCUGCUUAUUCAGAUUCUUUACCUCUGAGGGUGAUGCACAGAGCAAAAGGACUUCACCCUUUAGCCAUGUGCAUGUGAACUCACUUGACCCUAAAAAUCAAUGUUAUUACUGGAAAGUAUUUUCUUGAAAAAGAAGGAAGUCUAAUGUCCUUUACAUAAACAGGAGCAAGUAGGUAUACAUCUCAAUUAAAAUAAAAUGUAGCAUAAGUUAACAAUUCUGAACUUAAUUGCUUCAAGAACAGUAUUAUCAGUCAGCAGAGUUUGAAAGUUCUUUGUAUAUCUUCACAAGGCAAAUCCAUUUGCAGCUCAUGACCACAUCUUUAGGGCAGUGAAUCACUUCAUUCUCACUCUGAAAACAAUUCUGAGAUAUAAGAUAUAUAUAAAUAUAUAUGUAUCUUCUGUUUAUCAAUCUGAAACUAUCCAAUAAGAAGACUACUUAUAACAUUGCAGUCAUUCUUAGAGUUUGGAAUAGGAUUUUCCAAGCAUUACCUAUGCACUGUCCCAACUAAAAUGCAGGUCAAGAGUUGCACAGCCUCAUCUCCUACAAAAGGGGGGGAAACAGGAAUACAAACUGUUUCUAAUAUGCUGAUGGAUAAACCUUAUAACUGCCAAUCGGCCAAUUAACUUAAUUCCUUUCACACUAACUUCUUGACUUUAAUAAUUUUCCCAAAGCAACAGUCACAGAAACAUGAAAAUUCAUUGAAGAUAUUCUUAGUUGUCAUUCUGUUUUUAAUGCCUAUGGAAUGUUAAUUUCUAAAGAUGAGAAAGGAACCAAACGUCUAAAUUCUAGUGCUGUAAUGUAACUUUAAUAUUAAGGCAAAACAAACAAAUAGACAAACCCCAUGAUAUGAUUUCCCCCCCAAACUGAUUUUGAAACUGGCUACAAUUAGAAAAAAUGAAACUGAAAUGAUUUGAAAUCUAGUUUUGAAAAAGUUACUAAUGCAAGAGAAUUGUUAUGCUUAAGCCGAUGUGGCGCAGUAUAUGCAAAGUUUAAAUGAAUGACAGAAAUCUUGAUUUUAGACUUCAUGCUGUGCUGUUUUGAGUACACUUUAUUUCAGAAAGUGAUAUUUAGUAUUUUCUAUACACUCUGAAAUCAUGAGCAUUUCACUUUUUCUAAGUCAAUUAUUUCAUAAGGAUUUUAUUAAUAGAUAUUGGUAAAUAGAACUUUGGAAAUCUUAAUUCAGUAUUCUUACUAUACCCAAGGCUUUUGUAACCUAGUUUUAUGUACAACCUUGUACAGUUUUUUUGACAUACAAUUCAGAAUCUUGUUUAUUCUAUUGGACUUUGUUCUGGCCAAUACAUUUUUUUUAAAUCUUUAAGAAAAACUGUGAUUGUUUUAGUGGGUAUUUUUCUAAGUAAAUGACAACUUGUAUAAUGUAUUUAGAGAAUGCCAGAUAGUGCAUGUUUCAAGUUCAUGUUUUUCUCAUCACUUGUAUGUUUAUACAGCAUGGGACUUUAAUAAAAUUAUCCUGGAAACCUAAGGAUUGUUUUUCUUCUCAA
This is a messenger RNA of Miniopterus natalensis, 3907 nucleotides long. RefSeq names its product vasohibin 2 (gene VASH2). Gene Ontology annotation, cellular component: cytoplasm. Lineage: Eukaryota; Metazoa; Chordata; Mammalia; Chiroptera; Miniopteridae. Gene Ontology annotation, biological process: regulation of angiogenesis. The record is from RefSeq and is a predicted model, not a curated record.